UUAAUGUCAUGGUAGGCGACAUUGAGUAUCUGAUUACUCGGAAUGGUAUAAGACAAGCUCCUCCGGACAGUGAAAGCCUUGAUUGGACAAGCGAACCAGUACCCCAGAUUUUGAAAAGGGACUGUGAGAAUGAUCGACCGACGGUUUUGGAUUGACCGACUUGGGUAGUAGGAAGGAGGAUGUGGAUAUGCGGACCCUACCAAGUCAAUCUCACCGAGCAAUCACAAGGCUCGUCCGUGGUCUGUGAGGUACAGUUUCAGGCGAACAGUUCGCCCCCAAAAGGACAUUGGGGCGCCUUAUCAAACGAGGCUUGGUACGACCCUUUUUCGCAACCUACUGUCGAAGACACAUACAGACAUGCAUACACAGAGCAGUAAAGAAGAUCAGAUUUGAAGGUCUCGAUCUGCCUAAUAUGAAGCUGUCUUAAGCGGAAUACAACCGGUAAGGGUUCUGCGUCAGAGCAAGGCUUUGUUCCCCAUAAUAUGACAUCCUCAACGAGGUCCCAAGAGCUCCAAGCCUGUUGUGCUUUGACACUGCCUUGUCGGGCGGCACGAUCGACAGGAUGUUUUCAGCUUUCUAUUCAAACAUGCAGAUGACAACCAAUCGUCCUGCAUUCUGGGAUGGCGAGCAUCAGGGUGCUUACGAGGCCUAAGGUCCUGUGAAUGUGCAGUAGCAUCAAAUCAUGACCAAAAGAACCUCAGCUGGUGGAAGCGGUGAGUGUAGAUGUCAUUGAGGACUGUCUGGAGGCAUAUAUACGGUGAGAGUUGGCCGAUUGACCUUUCGCUUCUGCCGUUUCCCUCUUCAUUUCUGUUGUCAGUCGAAGACAGUGCCAUGUAUUUCUCCGGCUUCAUUACCGCCGCUCUAGCAGGUGUUGCCUGUGCAACUCCCAUCGAAAAAAUCAAGAGACAGACCAUCCAAGAGACAUACGACUUCAUCAUCGCUGGAGGUGGCACCGCUGGACUCGUCAUUGCAAACCGUUUGACUGAAUGUCCCAACACCAGGGUGCUUGUUCUAGAAGCAGGUCCCGAACCGGGAGUUGUUGCGAAUUACAUGUACCCCGGUGGUAAUCAAUACCUUGCUGGUACUGCAAUUGACUACAACUACUAUACCUUGCCGCAGAAGAACCUCAACAAUCGGAUCCUCCCCUAUCACCGAGGACGUGGUCUUGGAGGGAGUUCGGCCAUAAACGGCUUGUAUUAUGGAAGAGGCAGCGCCAGCGUUUACGAUCACUGGGUUGAGAUAGGCAACCAAGGCUGGGGUUGGGAUGAUUUGUACCCUCUGAGCAUCAAGCAAACUCAUUUUAACCCACCCAACCUCAACGACAGCUUCGAUCAUAGCUUCCAGACCUGGGAUCCUACCGCAUACUCCAAUGGCGAGCUACAAAUUGCCUUCCAGGGCUUCGUGCCGGAUUCCAAUGUCGGCUUCAUCCGCGCUGGUGAAGCCAUAGGAAUUCCCAUCGUUAACGAGCUCAACAACGGCAACAACACAGGUGUCAAGCAAGGCACUGGAUGUUUUGACAGCCGGCUGCGACGCAGCUCGAGCUAUGACGCUUUCUACAAGCCAAUCCAGAACCGCACGAACCUAGAUGUCCUCCACUAUGCCUCUGUGACCUCGAUCCAAUUCACCAAGGGCAGCAAUGGGACAUCACGGGCCACGGGCGUCUCCUUUACAGAUCAGCAAACUGGGCAAUUUAUCACGGUCAAUGCCACCAAGGAAGUCGUUGUGGCCAUGGGUGCCUUCAACAGCCCCCAAUUGCUGAUGAUCUCGGGAAUCGGACCUCAUGCGCAGUUGAGUCAGAAUGGCAUCACUCCGGUGCACAUCAACGAGAACGUAGGACAGAACUUAAACGAUCACUGCGUCUUCAGCAUCAUGGCAUUGGUCCAACAAACAGCCUCAACCAGUUCUAUGGCCAUCAGCGAUUCCACCCUUGAAGCGGCGGAACAACAAUUCCUCAAUUCCCUGACUGGGCCAUAUACCGCUCCUUCUGGUAUCACCAACGGUUUCCAGCAACUAUCCAACGCCACCCUGCGAGCCAUAGGAGCGCAAGCGGUGCUCGAUGCAGGCCUUGUCAACCAAUCACAUGUCGAGUUCUUGUAUGAAUCUCUCUUUUACCCCAGCGGGCUGGCUUUCCUACCGUCGACCGGUGGUACGUCCUCGACGGGGGGCGCCUCCUCGUCGGCAUACUAUGUUCCUCAGUCAAACUUGUCGUACAUAUCCCUUACCGCGUCGCCGCUUGUGGCACUGAGUCGGGGCAGCGUGACGCUGAAGUCGGCGUCGAUAUUUGAUGCACCAAACAUCGACCCCAACUAUUAUGCGAAUGAUACCGAUCGUGCCGUGGCCAUCAACGCAUUCAAGGAUCUGAGGAAAUUGCUUGCCCAUCCAGCAAUUGCACAGUUCACAAUGGGGCCCAACAACGGUGAGGUUCAGCCUGGUCUUGCGAAUAUUCCCGCCAACGCCUCGGACGACGCCAUCUUCGACUACAUCAAGGCCAAUACCAUUCCGAACUGGCAUGCAAGUGGGACUUGCCAGAUGCUCCCCGAGGCAGAUGGUGGUGUGGUAGAUUCACGUUUGCGAGUCUAUGGGGUGCAAAACCUCCGGGUGUGCGAUGUCAGUAUCAUCCCGCGCCUGCCAGAUGUCAACCUCCAAGGCCCGGUCUUCAUGAUUGGGGAGAAGAGUGCUCAGGUCAUCAAGGAAGACUACAAUUUGCAGUGUUAGGGGUCGUUGUCGAGGUGACUGAAAUGCGUGUACAUUGAGACAGGCUGCGCGUACUAGCAUGGAGGCACCGAGGAUUAAGUAAUUGUCUCGGUCCCUUUUGGAGGGCUAAUGGCUGCACAAGCUCCCUUUGGCAGAGAAUGGCUUGUCUUCGGGUCAGGUCAUCUAUCACGACUGAUAUUGCAUCGUGCAGGAAGGGCCAAUAGGCUAAUAACACGGUGGGCGACCAGAAUUGGAGAAAAAGUCCAAUGGCG
Cladophialophora immunda is the source of this 2966-nucleotide messenger RNA. RefSeq lists its product as uncharacterized. The coding region runs from base 724 to 2715 and encodes 663 amino acids. Gene Ontology annotation, molecular function: oxidoreductase activity, acting on CH-OH group of donors; flavin adenine dinucleotide binding. Gene Ontology annotation, biological process: secondary metabolite biosynthetic process. The record is from RefSeq and is a predicted model, not a curated record. NCBI's taxonomy places the organism in Eukaryota, Fungi, Ascomycota, Eurotiomycetes, Chaetothyriales, Herpotrichiellaceae. The transcript is spliced from 8 exons.